GUGGGUGUGUCCGGGGCGGGGGCGCGCAGGUCGGAGAAGGUGCGACUGUCCCGGGCGGUCGGCGCCCGGGCGCUGGCGGAGAGGUCAGGCUGGCGGGGCAUCGGGCCGCGACGGCGGGUCAUGGCGGCGGGCGGCAGGCUGGAGGACGGUUCCUUGGAUCUUCUUCAAAGUACGGAUGAUGACCCACUCCUGGAUGCCCAGCCUCUCCCACAGCUCUCCUUACAUGCCCACUUUAGACCCAGAUUCCAUCCUCUUCCCACGGUCAUCAUAGCGAAUCUUCUGUUGCUUAUACAUGUUGUAUUUGUUAUUUUAGCAUUUUUAACAGGUGUGCUGUGUUUGUACCCUAAUCCGAAUGAAGACAAGUGCCCAGAAAAGUACACCAGCCCACUGAAGGUUCAGACAGUCAUAGUCCUCGGAAAAGUUAUCCUGUGGAUUCUGCAUUUGCUUCUUGAACGCUACAUUCAGUAUCACCACAGCAAAGUCAGAAGCCGCGGCUAUUCGCAGAUCUACCGGUCUACAAGGCAUCUCAAGACCUUUGCCCUCAUGAUCCACUCUUCUGGCAACACAGCCCUCCUCCUCCUCCUCUGUGUGCAGCAUUCUUUCCCUGAGCCCAGCAAGCUGUACCUGGAGCUGAUUCUGGCCGUCCUGGCCCUGGAGCUGAUCUUCUCCCUGAGCUGUCUGAUGCUGUACACAGUGAGAAUUAGGAGAUUCAAUCGAGCCAAACCGCAGCCUGAUGUACUUGAAGAAGAAAAAAUUUAUGCUCACCCCAGCAAUAUGGCCUCAGAGACCGGCUUCAGGACUGUGUCAAGCCUAGAAGAAAUUGUGGAGAAGCAAGGAGAUGUAAUAGCGUACCUGAAGCGACACAACGCCCUGUUGAGUAAGCGGGUGUUGGACCUGGCCUCUCAGGCAGCGAGGACAUGACAGCUGGCCAUGACACCUAUUGAGUCCACAGGAACUCCAGACUGCCCAUUUGCCGACUCCACGGGAAACGCAGCCACCUUCACAGUGUGUGCUGGGAACGUGGGUGGCUGGAAAAGGCUGGAAAACUUGAGGUGGUUUUAUAUAGUUUGAAACAAUUUAAUUUCUUGACUUUUCCGGAAUCCAAGUUAUCGCUUAAGAACCCUGGACUAAUCUGGCUCUUUGUAAAGCAAGUGUCCGUGACAAUCUGCUGUAAACGGGGUUCUAAAACCAGUGCGUUCUUGCCACAGUGAAACUGCUAGAGAAGGCAUUCCUUCUUGUGCUUGAUGCUUGCUUCCGAAGAGGCUCACGGGCAUUUUAGACGGAUGUGAGCACACUGGUUGAGAGAAAAGGUCACAUACUUUGGGUCUUGUUUGUUUGUUUUCCAGCGCUGGGGAAUAAGCGCAGAUGCCUCACACAUACUAAGUAAACACUGCCACUGAGUCAGCUUUUACACAGACCUUCCUUCAGCCAGUCAUGGUGACUCACACCUGUAAUCCCAGCCCCUGAAAAGCUGAGGCAGGAGGAUAACCACUAGCUUGAGGGCAGCCCAUGGCCCAGGCCAUAGAAUGAGACCUUGCUCAGAAACGCAAAAGUGUCCUCAUUAUAGGACCCAUCUCAUGAGGACAUAACGCUGCACCAGUCCUGCAAUGUGUUGUUGAGAAAUAAAAUGCAAACAGUUCCUGGGCAACGGGAGACCACGUGCUGAAGUGCUGGCUCCUAUCACACAGUGACCUUGCACUGGCAAGCAUUGAGGGAUUUAGAAGUAAUCUGUCAUUUUCUCUUUGUUUCUGCCCUUCUUCAAGGAGUUGCCAUAUAUCUCUCUGUUCUACUUUGAUUUAAUAAAUAAGUUUUAUUAACUGAGCAUGGUGGCCCACGCCUGUCGUCCUAGUACUUGGGAGGCAGACACAGAAGUUCAGGGCUAACCUGGUCCAAAUAGUGAGUGUCAGGCCAGCCAGAGCUACAAAGAAAUCCUGCACCCCCUCCCCACAAAAAACCACAAAAAAUAAAAUGUGUUUACAUAUCAGAGUAAGACCAUCUGUGGGUUACAAUUCGGGCAAGUAGAGCUGGUGAGAUGGCUCAGUAGGGAAAGUGCUAUGUAAGCCUGAUGACUUGAGUGUGGUCCCAGGAACAUCUGGUGGGGGAGAUAUCAACUCCUGAAACAUGGCAUUCUUGUGUGUGCACUGACACAUGUCAUGUCACACACAAAGACACACAGUACUACAUUUUUUUCAUUGUCUAAAUAGGAAAAAGAUAGUGUUUGGUCUUGGAUUAUAGAUCAAAAUUGUGAUGGGAUUGAAAUGGCAGGUCAUUUCUGUAUAGGUGUUAUUAAACAGAUGAUUCUUGCCAUGAGAAUGAAGUGUUUCAUGUGGCACUGCUUCUCCAUGUCUCCUAGAGCUCCUUUUAAUCAGUUGGUACUUUCUGCAUCACCUUAGACAGUCUUUGGCUUUCGAGAUAGGAGCUCGUGUGGCUAGGGUGGCCUUGGGUGCUCUUCCACCUCCCGGUUGGCGAGAUCACGGAGUCGGGUCUCUGUGCCUAACCUAGAACGACUCUUCACUGAGGGCUUAGGAGUGAGAUCUCUGUUUGCAGACUGCAGUCUUUAGCCUCAUACUCAAUAUUUUAUUUGCAGAGCCAAACGUAAUUAUAUAGGGAUAUGAUGAAUGCAGCCUGACAGGCAAGGACUGUUCAUUCUAUCUGCAAACUCUUGCUUGUGGAUAGUAAACUCCUGUUUCCUUGGAUACAGCCAUUGCUGGGGCAUUCUAAAAGCCACAUUGUACUUAAACAGUUUCCAGGGGCUGGAAAGAUGACUUAGUAGUUAGGUAUGCGUACAGAGCUUGUGGAAGACAGAGUUCAGUUCCCAUACCCAGGCUGCCAUUUCUUUUGACUAUUAAUGAAAUCGUUGCCUACCCCAGAUCUGUAACCUAUCAUAUGCUCUUGUGCCAUGCAUCCCAAAUCCUUAGUUCAAAUCCUCCUCCUGGGAUAAUCUUGUUAUUUGUUGUUUCUUGAGGUAAGGUCUCAGGAAGCCCAGGCUGGCCUCAAAUUCCCUAUGUGCCCAAGAAUGACCUUGAACUUCUGAGCCUUCUACCUUCACCUCCCAAGUUGAGGGAUCACAGGCAUCCCCAUCAUUGUCCACGUUAUGGAACACCACUGAGCUCCGUCUCCAGCCCCUUUACUCUUGGAUUGAUUUUUUUGGUAAAUCUUUAACAUGCUUAUUUUUAAUUUAAUGGCUUUAAUACAAUUGUUGGACUUAGUGCUCCUGCACAGAAUAAAAUUCCUUAAAAUACA
Molecule: messenger RNA, 3243 nt
Organism: Mesocricetus auratus (golden hamster)
Lineage: Eukaryota; Metazoa; Chordata; Mammalia; Rodentia; Cricetidae
Gene: Tmem192
Product: transmembrane protein 192
Exons: 6
Coding region: 121-921 (266 amino acids)
Cellular component (GO): lysosomal membrane; late endosome
Source: RefSeq, a predicted model, not a curated record